Chanos chanos (milkfish) is the source of this 3591-nucleotide messenger RNA. It is a transcript of the gene grip1, whose product is annotated as glutamate receptor interacting protein 1. Gene Ontology annotation, biological process: neurotransmitter receptor transport, endosome to postsynaptic membrane. The coding region runs from base 1 to 3591 and encodes 1196 amino acids. Gene Ontology annotation, molecular function: protein binding. NCBI's taxonomy places the organism in Eukaryota, Metazoa, Chordata, Actinopteri, Gonorynchiformes, Chanidae. The transcript has 26 exons. The record is from RefSeq and is a predicted model, not a curated record.
AUGGAACGCUUUCUCGACUUUGUCAAGCAGAUCCGCAGGUCCAGGAGACGCAAGGGCAAAAAGUACCGUCCAGAGGAGGAUUACCAUGAGGGCUAUGAGGACGUUUACUAUUAUGCCUCCGAGCACCUGCACAAUGAGGGCCCCUACACUAAACACUCUAACCCCUCCAGACCACCAGAUGGCGCUCUGGCCAUCAGGAGACAGAGUAUUCCAGAUGAGUUUAAGGGCUCCAGCAUAGUGGAGCUGAUGAAGAAGGAGGGCACCACCCUGGGCCUGACUGUGUCCGGCGGCAUCGACAAGGACGGCAAGCCUCGAGUGUCCAACCUGCGCCAAGGUGGAAUCGCUGCUAGGAGUGACCAACUAAAUGUUGGGGACUAUAUAAAGUCCGUCAAUGGGAUCAACCUAACUAAAUUCCGCCACGAUGAGAUCAUUAGUUUGUUGAAAAAUGUGGGCGAGAGGGUUGUCCUGGAGGUGGAAUAUGAACUCCCACCCGUUUCCGUUCAAGGCUCAGGAGUUAUGUUUAAAAACGUGGAGGUGACAUUGCACAAGGAGGGCAACACCUUUGGAUUUGUCAUCAGAGGGGGUGCCCAUGAGGACAGGAACAAAUCUCGCCCUGUUGUCAUAACAACUGUCAGGCCAGGUGGCCCUGCUGACAGGGAAGGCACAAUCAAACCGGGCGACCGGCUCCUGAGCAUCGACGGAAUCCGCCUGCACGGCACAUCUCACGCUGAAGCCAUGAGCAUCCUCAAACAGUGUGGGCAGGAAGCCACGUUACUCAUCGAGUAUGAUGUGUCAGUCAUGGACUCCAUAGCCACAGCAUCUGGUCCACUCCUGGUAGAAGUGGCCAAGCCUAUGGGCUCCAGUCUAGGGGUGGCGCUCUCUACCUCCAUGUACUGCAACAAGCAAGUUAUCAUCAUUGACAAGGUCAAACCUGCAAGUAUAGCUGACAGGUGCGGGGCCCUGCACGCCGGCGACCACAUCCUGUCUGUAGAUGGCACAAGCAUGGAAUACUGCACACUAGCAGAGGCCACACAGCUACUGGCCAGUGCAUGUGAACAUGUCAAGAUGGAGAUUCUGCCCCACCACCAGACCAGGCUGGCGCUGAAGGGCCCUGAACAGGUCAAGGUGCAGCGAAGCAACCGGCCGCUGCCAUGGGAGUCCAGUGCCAACAACAACAGCAACUUCCUCCCUUACCAGCACUAUAACACCUACCAUCCAGACCAGUCUCGCAGCCAGGCCUCCAAGCAGAAAUCCUCUCCAAACAACCCCUCACUUUGUUCGUCUUUCUCUCCCACAUCCAUGAGUGCCUACAGCCUGAGCUCUCUCAACAUGAGCACACUACCCAGGAACAUGUAUCCCACAAGCCCCCGAGGCACAAUGAUGAGGCGUAAGCUUAAGAAGAAGGACUACAAAAGCUCCUUAUCUCUGGCCUCCAGUACACUGGGGUUGGCUGGGCAAGUGGUCCACACAGAGACAACUGAAGUAACCUUAGUCAGCGACUCCAUCAUGGGUUUUGGGAUCCAACUGCAGGGGGGGGUCUUCGCCACGGAAACACUGUCGUCACCCCCUCUCAUUGCUUACAUAGACCCUGACAGCCCUGCAGAGAGAUGUGGAAUCCUACAGAUUGGCGACCGUAUCCUGUCCAUCAAUGGCAUCCCCACUGAGGACAGCACCCUGGAAGAGACCAAUCAACUACUGCGGGAUUCCAGCAUAACCAGCAAAGUCACACUAGAGAUUGAGUUUGAUGUAGCAGAGUCUGUCAUUCCUAGCAGUGGCACCUUCCAUGUCAAGCUACCAAAGAAGCCAGGAGUAGAGCUGGGUAUCACCAUUAGUUCUCCAUCCAGCAGGAAGCCAGGGGAUGCACUCAUUAUCUCUGACAUCAAGAAGGGCAGUGUGGCUCACAGAACGGGCACUCUUGAGCUGGGUGAUAAACUCCUGGCCAUUGACAACAUUAGACUGGACAACUGUUCCAUGGAAGAUGCUGUACAGAUACUUCAGCAGUGUGAGGAUUUGGUCAAGCUCAAGAUCCGCAAGGACGAGGACAACUCAGGUCUCUGGGCUGACUCUGGCAGUGUUGAUAUCGACGCCCGUGUGCUGUUGGCCUGUGUUGCAGACGAGCAGGAGAGCUCCGGUGCCAUCAUCUACACCGUGGAGCUGAAACGCUACGGAGGCCCACUAGGCAUCACCAUCUCGGGCACAGAAGAGCCCUUUGACCCUAUUAUCAUUUCCAGCCUCACCAAGGGAGGCCUGGCUGAGAGGACGGGUGCAAUCCACAUUGGUGAUCGGAUCCUGGCCAUCAACAGUAACAGUUUGAAGGGAAAGCCACUUAGUGAGGCUAUUCACUUGCUACAGAUGGCGGGAGAGUCCGUCACUCUAAAGAUCAAAAAACAGGGAGAGUUGGCAAGUCCCAAGCAGCCCUCAGUGACCGGGCGUAUGAGUGAGUUGAGUGACGUGGACGAUGAGAACCAAGCAGGACAGAAGUCAGGCAAGCUCUCUGACAUCUUCUCUACGACCAUUCCCAGUGUGGACAGUGCAGUCGAGUCCUGGGAUGGCUCAGCCAUUGACACCACUUUCAGCAAUCAGGGCCCAACAGGUUUCCAGGCGUCAGGAUACAGCUUCCACAACCACGAGUGGAGGAAUGCUAAACCAAGCCGUGGCAGCCUGUCCCCGGGCAGUACCCGCCAGAGGAGCAACAUUCUGCAGGACCUGGGCCUUAGUGAUGAUGAAUGGGACCGCCCCACUGCCAGCGGAGCCUCAACGCUGCCCACUGGCUUAAUCACAGAUAGCAGGUUUACCGUGGGCCACGACGGAACAGAGCCUGACCAAGAGGAGAACUUCUGGUCCCAGGCGCUAGAGGACCUCGAGACGUGCGGCCAGUCUGGGAUCCUCCGAGAACUUGAGGACAAGCCAGACAAGCUUCUGAAUAAAAGAAACCUGGCCAUCUUGGCUACCAUUAUGUCAGGCAGUUCUUUGAGUCUGAACCAUGAACCAUCUCCCAUGCGCAGCCACCUGGGUAGACAGGCCAGUUUCCAGGAACGUAGUAGUAGCCGGCCUCAGUACACACAAGCAAACCGCAGCAAUACGUUGCCCAGUGAUGGUGGCCGCAAGGCCUUUGCCAUGAGGAAGAUGAAACAGGAGGUCAAGGAUAUUAUGUCGCCGACUCCUGUCGAGCUACACAAGGUGAGUCUGUUUAAAGAAUCAGACUUGGAGGACUUUGGCUUCAGUGUCUCUGAUGGUCUCCUGGAGAAGGGUGUCUACGUCAACAACAUCCGCCCUGGAGGCCCUGCCGAGAUUGCAGGGCUUAAGUCCUAUGACAGGCUUCUACAGAUCAACCACGUGCGAACUAGAGACUUUGACUGCUGUCUUGUAGUACCACUGAUCGCAGAGUCUGGCAACAAACUCGACCUGGUGAUCAGCCGGAACCCACUGUCCUCUCAGCCCUCAGAAAUAAACCAGCUGCCUUCGGAGGAACCAGUGAACUGGACUGAGCCAGGGGACACUGCGCCACAGUCCCAGGCUGUCCCAGAGCCAGGCCAGCAGAACUCAAAGCUGGCGGGAGUGGAUGACAUUGACCCCAACAAGACACUAUAG